AUGGGAUGGAAAGGUCCUGGGAAGUCAGAGCCAACCCCUCCCUGUUUAGCACUGAAGGCUGACACACAAAAUAGGGAACGCCUGAGCAGCCUGCGGUGGAAAGUUGGAGCCGUGCUGUGUGGCGGGUGGAUGCAGGAGCAGAGAACAGCCGGGGAGAGGAAGACUCGGGACGUGGUGGGGCAUGGCUGGGACGAUGCAGUUCCUGGCUUGGCUAAUAGUAACCAUCUGCCUUCUCCCUGGGGUGACUACAACCCAGCACCGUCCAGGGCAGCCCAUGGACAGCGCCAGCGUGGGAGGUGGCCUGCAGGAGCCAGAGGCCCCGGAAGUGAUGUUUGAGCUGCUCUGGGCUGGGCUGGAGCUGGAUGUCAUGGGGCAGCUGCGUAUCCAGGACGAGGAACUGGCAUCCACACACCCAGGCCGCCGACUCAGGCUCCUCCUGCAGCAACACGUGCCCAGUGACUUGGAGGGUGCUAAGCAGCGGCUGCGGCGGUUCCAGGACCUGCGGAAAGGGCCUCCUCUUAGCCCUUGGGACUUUGAACAUCUGCUCCUCACAGGCCUGUCCUGUGUCUACCGGCUCCAUGAGGCUAGUGAGGCUGAAGAGAGGGGUCGCUGGGCUCAGGUCUUCGCCCUGCUGGCACAGGAAACACUCUGGGACCUGUGCAAGGGCUUCUGCCCCCAGGGGCAGCCCCCAUCUUUGGGGCCCUGGGCCUUGAUCCUUGACCCCUUUCCCUGACUCUCCCCUUCCACCUGCCAACCCACCACUGCCCCCCAACUUGUGGCCCAAGCCAGACCCAGCCUGGGCAGUGGCUUUCAUCUGGCAUGUGGUCCUUCCCACUGUGUUCAGGUCUCUGGGCUUGGAUUGUACCCUGAACGCAGUUUACCCCUGCCCCAUUUUCUUCCCUGAGCCCUGGUAGGCUAAGAGCCUGGGUCUCAGGACACAGGCACAGAGCUAAAAGCAGGAAUUGCAGGUAUGUGUUGGGGUUAGGGUUGAGAAGUGUGUUCAAGGAUGCUGAAAAGAAAGCUGCCCCCAAGGAAGGCCAAGUCCGACGCUCCAAGUCCUACCCUGGCAGUCUGUGACAAGUCCUGCGGAAUCUGUGGGAACCUUGUGAAUGCCCAGCACCCAGUCCUAAUUUACAUACCUUUUUAAAUCCCAACCAAUGCUCUGGAGUCCCUGUGCCCCAAGUUCCCCAUCUGGACUAGAAUAGACUGGACAUUUUUAGUCUGUUGGAGGAAUGGAGGAAAGCAGGUGGAAGAACAUUACCUUU
Molecule: messenger RNA, 1265 nt
Organism: Zalophus californianus (California sea lion)
Lineage: Eukaryota; Metazoa; Chordata; Mammalia; Carnivora; Otariidae
Gene: FAM180B
Product: family with sequence similarity 180 member B
Exons: 3
Coding region: 182-733 (183 amino acids)
Source: RefSeq, a predicted model, not a curated record